Cyclopterus lumpus (lumpfish) is the source of this 3537-nucleotide messenger RNA. RefSeq names its product small ArfGAP 1 (gene smap1). Gene Ontology annotation, biological process: regulation of clathrin-dependent endocytosis. Lineage: Eukaryota; Metazoa; Chordata; Actinopteri; Perciformes; Cyclopteridae. Bases 173 to 1354 code for a protein of 393 amino acids. The record is from RefSeq and is a predicted model, not a curated record. Gene Ontology annotation, molecular function: GTPase activator activity; metal ion binding. The transcript is spliced from 10 exons.
GCUCUCCAUAUUACCUUGUUAGCAGGUUGCAAGCUAGCGGAAUACAGGCGGUACAGUGCGGCUACGAGGGGGAUGUCCCACCCUUUUUAAUACAAGCUGAGGACUCCGUGAGUUUAAAACAAUUUUUUUAUCGGCUCUACACCAGCGGGACCAACUUCCAAACUUUGACGAAAUGACGACGCGGUCGGAGCGAGAAAAAGCCCAGAAACUGAAUGAGCAGCAUCAGGUCAUUCUGUCUAAACUGCUGAGGGAGGCAGACAACAAGCACUGUGCCGACUGUGAUGCAAAAGGUCCUCGAUGGGCGUCAUGGAACCUCGGGGUGUUCAUGUGCAUCCGCUGUGCCGGCAUCCACCGCAACCUGGGUGUCCACAUCUCCAGAGUAAAAUCUGUCAAUCUGGACCAGUGGACCCCCGAGCAGAUCCAGAGUAUGGUGGACAUGGGCAACAACCGGGCCAAACGGCUGUACGAAGACCACCUCCCGGAGAACUUCAGGCGGCCACAGACGGACCAAGCAGUGGAGGUCUUCAUCCGGGACAAGUACGAGAGGAAAAAGUACUACAACAAGGAGGCCCUGGCUGCAGCUCCGCAGUCGGAGUGUAAAGCCGGUCCCAAGGAAAGCGCGGAGCCGGCCGUGGACCUGCUGGGCCUGGAUGCUCCAGAGGAGGGUGGGAGGGGCUUGGUUGAUGCUGCACCAAUCGGCGAGGAACUGGACAUCUUUGGACCAAUGGUCUCCAACCCUCUCCCCUCUUCUAACAACACACAGCAGUCCGGCUCCGGUACAGCACCUGGACAGGCAGACCCCUCCACCUCCUCCUCUGCCUCCUCCUCCACCUCCACCACCACCACCACCAAGGCGGAGGAGAAGAAGAAGCUUCUUUCCAAGGACUCCAUCCUGUCUCUGUACGCCAGCAGCUCAGUGGCCAGUCAGCCGCAGAGCCAGCAACUUCCUGUUCCGGGACAAGGAAUCCCACCGCAGACCAAAAAAAUCAUCGCCCCCCUUGUAGAAGGAAUGUACGUGGGCCAGCCUCAGAUGCAGUUCACCCCGCAGGGUUUCGCUCCGGGGGCGUCCGGAGCCGUCCCACCCACCACCACCACCACCACCAUGAUGGGCGGAGGAGGGGCCGUGAUGCCCAACGGCGGCUACGCGGGCAUGCAGCAGCAGGGCGGGAUGCCAGCCAGCCAAGGGCAGAACAUGUACGGCACGCAGCAAGGCCAGUGGGGCAUGAGCCAGAUGACCCAGCAGAUGUCAGGCAUGGCUGUGAGUGGUGGCCAGUCGGGGGCCCCUGCGGCCGGCUGGCCUGCGGCUCCCCCGCCGGCUUCCGGCCAGACCCUCAGCACUCAGCUGUGGAAGUGACGAGCAGGAGGUCCGGAGGAGGAGUUUGUGGGUAGGGGGGGGGGAGAACAGAGGGCAGUCAUAUGUGGCAACAAAAAUGGCCCCUGACCCACCCAACGGGGUAGUUUGACUGCCUUUAAAAUAAAAAAAAUAAUAUCUACCUGCCAUUCCUUAAAUAAGAUAAUAACAAGAAUACAUCAAACUGGAUGGAGCGCGGGGGGGGGGGGGGUAUAAUAAAGUUUGGCAGCUGUCAUUUUCCGCCUUCAUUCAGCUUCCUUUUCUUUGUUGUUGUUGUCGAGACAAAAACAACAGAAUCUGCAAGAAAAAAAGCUUCUGGGCCGAUAACUUCAAGUGUCUAUUGUAGUAAUAUUGUAUCCUUACCAGAACGGAUAGUUAGUGAAUAGUCUUUCAACACCUACAGUAGAUAUGGCAAUCGUGUGGUCCCUCCCUCUGCCCUGUAUAGUGUAACCCCCCCCCCCCCCCGUGGGGCCGAUAGUCGUCUGAACAGUUCUGUAUUUAUGUGAUUAUGAUGUGAAGCUCCCACUGUUUUCAGAGUCGAGGAGGGAGCGCGACGCCUCUCUGUUACUUUUGGUUUACGUUUGACCUGUUUGACGUUCCAGAGGUCAGGUUGUCCCGGUUGGAGUUUACAGACAGUAGCAUUGCUGAAACGGGGGUUUGAAGCUGCUUAUUUAUGCCACACACGAAAAACAACAACAACAAACAAACACGUCACAUGACUCGCUAACCGAACCGUAGAAAGAAGUGAGAUUGCUCACUCGUCAUCAGCUCUGGGGGGGGGGGAAAGAAAACGAUGACUGCGUUGGAAAUAGCUAACAGGGUUGCACAUGCUCAGUACUGAUCGCCGGGCAGGUGCUAGUGACGAUGUUACGUUAGCCAGAGAUAGCAACAUUUCAGCAAUCUGAUUGAUACUUUGUAUUGGAAUUUGUAUCAGGAAAGGAAAAUAAUGGUUAAUGGUUGGGGCCCAGAUGAUGCAGCCCCAAAAGAUUCUUUAUCCACCCCCCCUCCCCACUACCAAAGCAAAAAGACUUGACGGGAACCUAUAUAUUUAAUGGUCUACAUUUGCAAGAUUGGUAAAUGACUGCACCACCCACAGGGUUGUCAUUGUAAUAAAAUAAUCAGUCAGCUCAUCCUUAGAUGAAAAGAUUACCAAUGUUGAUGAUACCGCAGACAAUCUCUUUGCAUGGUAUCGAGCUGGAGCCGGAAGGCGGUUAGCCUAGCUUAGCUUCCAGACUUAAAGCAGGGGAAACAGCUAGCCAGGCUCUAUCCAACGUUUUAAGAGUACCACGGCUUCAAAAGCUCAUUCAUUGACUGAAAAUACCCUUUUUGUGGAUGUCGCAAUAACGCAGUAUUCACAGUCCAACACACGUACUCCAAUUAAUAAAAGUGUUUGCCAAGCCCUAGUUUGCUUAAGAGAGUCAAAAGCUAAAAAUAAAAAAAAGGGUUUGGAAGCACAAAUAAUGCCGUUUGUCACACGCCGAGCUGGUUGAAAACAACCUCCGAGGCUCUCGCUAAGUGAUGCCGGUCCCCAGCUGGGGGGCUCUGACAGACGGGCUCAGUAGAAGACCUGCAUUUGUAGAAAUGAGCCGUUUCCGCGGAGCUCCCCGCCACAUUAAUGCGUUAUGUUUACUGCACUUUAAAUAGCAGAGUAGGACGUGUUGUAUCUCCGGAUGUGCCGUGGUUUCGUCAGUCAGGUUGCUUCACUUCCAACUUCUACAAUUAGUUUUUCUUUAUUUUUCUUUUUUAAACUGGACCAAUGUUGCUCCCCUUCAUGUGUGAUGCUGUAACUGUAUAUCUGUAUAUUCUGCCAUCCACCAUCUUUGUUGUGGUGUUUUGUUGUGUGCAGUACAAGAGAAGCACAGUUAUUCUGAAGCAAAUAAACCUGGAUGACCAAUCAGAGGGCUAGACAGCGUUGGUAGAAGGGGACCUGUAUGAAAAACGCUGGAUAGGUCCCACCACCACCGUCCAGUCCUCGUUUAUUCAGAGUAAGAACAGAGCAGCAAGAGUAAGAUUAAUAAACAUGCAUAUUGGUGUCAUCGAUACAUGUCGAUACUGAAUAUUUGAAUCAGUUUCAAUACUCGUGUUCAACAGUGUGAAUACACAGCUGUGCUCCCUCUUGUUUCAGAACGGCAGGUUGACAAAAACGCACACUGCUAUUUAUCUUUUAAUAAAGAUCUCAGAAUUCA